Molecule: messenger RNA, 1354 nt
Organism: Nematostella vectensis (starlet sea anemone)
Lineage: Eukaryota; Metazoa; Cnidaria; Anthozoa; Actiniaria; Edwardsiidae
Exons: 7
Coding region: 100-984 (294 amino acids)
Source: RefSeq, a predicted model, not a curated record
AUACGUAGCAACAACAGAUUGUAUUUGGUGGUACAGGAGAAAUGCGAAAACAGGAAAAAUAACAAUAUAUUUUGCGAACUCAUAUUGGAACAAUCUAUCAUGAGAAUGAUAAAGGUGCAGCAUCAGCAACAUGCUGGAAGCUCUCUUAUUGCUAUCUCCGCUCUUACUGCAGUCAUUAUGAUAUCCGGUGUGAGAGCGGAUGAUUCUACCUUCUCAAUUAUCCCUACACCCAUCCAAACACUCUUGUUCAACGGCACUAUCAACGUCACUGCUCCAGUUAACUUUACAAUUAACGCAACGAAUACAGUCAACGUGAGUUCCGUUGUGUCGUCUUCCACCGUGCUACCGAGUUUGAUAAGCCCCCUGUCAAACAUCACUAAACCAACAGACAAUGUGUUCUUCUUGGAAUUCAAGCUUUUGUUUCGGGAGUGGAGCAGCGCGCUGAUAUCCGGCACAAGUCCGGAGUUCAUUCUUCUCGCAAAUGAGAUCACUACACAGGUUGACGAUUUAUACUACAGCCGAAACAGCAGUAUGGAAUAUAAGGGAAGCCGUGUCAUUGGGUACAGUAACUCUUCCAGGGAAGGGCUGUAUGUCUCCCUCAAGCUGGAGUUCGGUGGAGUGGCGCUCAACACAUCCGUGUUGGACCCCCUGCUGGAGUACCUUCGGUCUGGUGGAUCAGGGGGGGUUUACACUGAUACGGUUUUUAUCAAGCUUAGCAAAUAUGCCGACUGCAUCGUCAACUACAUGUACACUCAGCUGUGUCACUGUAAGACAAAGACGUACAAGAUGCAGCCUAAGUGUGCAGAGCCAGACGUGCGGGGUGGAGAGGCUUGUCCUCACACGUGCUACAACGGGCACCAAGUUGUCGGUACCAGGCCCUGUUCUUGGGACGACCUCGAUCGGUUUCUAUGUGCUGCCGGGGGCGUAGGGCCUAGCAUAUUUCUUCUAUGCACCGUGCUGGCCUUGAAGAUGUUUCUCAUUUAACAUAGCCAGUCACUGUCAGCAGUAGACAAUGUUGCUUUUUCUUUUGCACGCGACGAGCGCUACCGUGUCGAUGCCGUCGCCACCAAUAAUUAUUUUAAGUUGGCCAAUCAGCAUGUGAGAUUGGGCUGACACAAAUUUUAUCACGAGGAUAAUUCCAUUGGAUACUAAUUCACUAGUAGUGGCGUUGAGGUCCAAUCAAAUAGCACUUUUCAGGCAACCAUUAUUGACUUACAGUACUUUACUUUCGUGUACGCAAGACAUCUACAAUAACUACUUUUCUCCAUGAGUAGGUACAUCACAUUUAAAGAAAGCACUAGCAGCGACAGAAAUAAACAUAUCCCAAUAUAAAAAAUAAAUUAAGGAUGGCGUA